This is a messenger RNA of Talaromyces amestolkiae, 1467 nucleotides long. RefSeq lists its product as uncharacterized. The transcript is spliced from 5 exons. Gene Ontology annotation, cellular component: nucleus. Gene Ontology annotation, molecular function: zinc ion binding; DNA-binding transcription factor activity, RNA polymerase II-specific; DNA binding. Gene Ontology annotation, biological process: DNA-templated transcription; regulation of DNA-templated transcription. The coding region runs from base 1 to 1467 and encodes 488 amino acids. Lineage: Eukaryota; Fungi; Ascomycota; Eurotiomycetes; Eurotiales; Trichocomaceae. The record is from RefSeq and is a predicted model, not a curated record.
AUGCCAUCUGAGAUACAACUUGCACGUUACGCAUGUCUUCCAUGCCGGAGAAGCAAAAGACGCUGUGACAGGAAAUUUCCAAGCUGCGAUCUCUGCAUCAAAAAGGACAUUGACUGUACAUACCCCGGUGCUCGCACAUCCGAGAGGGAUUCACGUACAGUGUACAGCCAAACGCCGGAUAGUCAGUCGUCGCCGGAGACCACUCGAUCUUAUAAUACUGAAGCCAGUGCCCUCUACUUCCUGGCACCACACAUCUUCCGACAAGCUCAACUUGAACUGCCCCGGUCUGAUAUCACAAUUCCUGCAGCGGUCUCUUCACUAAUUGGAGACACAUCUUCUAUACGAGAUAUUGCAAAUACAUUCUUUUCAAACAUUCAUUUUUGGCUACCCAUCGUGUUCAAAAAAGGCUUUUUUGUUUCUCUAUUGAGUCCGUGGACACAACGACAGACGGAACUCAGUUUGCUGGCGCUAUGCAUGAAGCUUUGCAACACGGCUCCCUCAGACGACGAUGGGCCCAAUACCUUUCUGUAUCGCACUGCAAAGCGUUUUCACCAUGAUGUAGAAACGGCCGGCAUCCUUUCGACACAUGUGCUACAAGCUGGAUUGCUUAUUGCACUUUAUGAGAUGGGUCAUGCUAUGUAUCCGGCUUCAUAUCUGACUGUGGGCGACUGCUCGCGAUAUGGACUGGCUAUAGGAUUGUAUAGAAGUUGCUCACCAACGUCUACAAUUGAAGACGAGGAGAUGCGUGGGCGCUCAUGGAAUGAGGUUGAGGAAAACAGAAGAGUAUGGUGGGCUGUCUUGAUUUUUGAUCGCUUCCUGAAUCUCAACAACCCGACAAGACCGCUAUCGACCGAAGAUCCAACUUUUGAUAUGUAUUUACCGGUAGAUGAUACAUCAUGGAACGAUUGUACCGCGAAACCAGGUGAUGCUGUUAAAAUUUCAACCGGCUUCUCGCUCAAGAUAGGAGGUUUCGCCAGGCUAGCCCAAGCUACCUAUCUACUAAGCCAAGCAUUCCAUUCUGUCACGUCAUCCGCCCUGAUAGAAAAUGAUACAAAUGAUCUUGAUCAAGCAGCACAACUACGCCGAACCUUGCUCGCUCUUGUACAUGCUGCAGAUAGCGAAGCAAUACAUCGAAGGUUAGAUUUUUGUGCUUCAUCAGAGUUGAGCUUUAGUGCUAUUUUACUACUUCAGCAGCACCGCUUCCAAUGUAUCAGCAAGAUAGCCAUGCCAGGCGUACCACCGGAGAUCUCGCUCGACAAUUUCUGGCCUGAAUCAUUUGAGGCUGCGGAUCGGGCAGACUGCGUCCCGAUAUUUUUCGCACAUGUCUUGUACCAGUUGGGCUGUAUUCUUCUGACGCUCGCCCCAGGUCCAUUGUUGGACAACGCAAUCGGCGAGAAAAUAGGGAUUGUCAAGAGCUUGCUUUUACGAGUGAACACGCGGUGGCGGCUUGCAGGCAAGUCAUUCUAG